Molecule: messenger RNA, 867 nt
Organism: Nematocida homosporus
Lineage: Eukaryota; Fungi; Microsporidia
Exons: 1
Coding region: 1-867 (288 amino acids)
Source: RefSeq, a predicted model, not a curated record
AUGAACAAUGUUAGUUAUACUGCUUUAGAGGUCCAUAGUGACAAUUCUAGUCCAAACAACGGUACAAGCCUCAUCUCCAUCCUGUCCGAAAGCAGAGAUCUAGGGUCCACUAUCAUCAGUGACUCGCCAUCCAUUAUCGCCAGCACUUCCACGACCGCUAUCGUCAACAUCGAGCCCUGCAGUCCCACAACCUCAUCUACAUCAACUAUCCCUCUCCAUUCAAGAAUCAAGAGCUAUCUUAUUAAAUCCAUCCCCAGAAUAGACGAGACCUAUUCACCACUUGAUGUAAUAUUAGCCCUACUUUGGUUUCCUACCCAAAUGGGCCUUUUGGCUUCACUAGUCCUUGUUGAUAUUUCAACCAAAUCCAGCGAAUAUGCCAGUUUCGAUCUACCUUAUAAAAACAUCUUUAUCUUCGCUACAGUUCCCCAGUCCUUAGACACUCUAUAUCUCAUGACUUUUGCUUUUGCCUGCUUCCAUUUUGUUUCGCUCUGUAGCUACUUUUGGAACACCGACCCAUCUCUCCCUUUAAUCUAUAAAGUCAUCAGAUUAAUCUGUGCCGGCAUAUUUCUUUUUGGGAUUUCCCAAUUAGCAUGCCUAAUCGUUGCCACUCUCAUGCUUUUAUCUACCCUUCUAUUCCAAGGCAAAAGCGCUAUUGCUUUUGUCAUUCUCUCUUUUAUCGCUCUUACUCUAGCGAUACAUGACUUCUUAGGCUAUUACUGGACCUAUCGAUCUCGUAAAAAGCCCGGUGUACUUAUCGCAAUGUCCUUUAUCUUCUUUAUUCUUCUUAUCGCUCUAGACCUAACAUACCUCUUCUUCUAUGUCCAAAAACACGGCCCCAAUCUAAUCCCAUCCACAUCCACAACCUAA